Molecule: messenger RNA, 1477 nt
Organism: Priapulus caudatus
Lineage: Eukaryota; Metazoa; Priapulida; Priapulimorpha; Priapulimorphida; Priapulidae
Product: probable cardiolipin synthase (CMP-forming)
Biological process (GO): cardiolipin biosynthetic process
Cellular component (GO): membrane; mitochondrion
Molecular function (GO): cardiolipin synthase activity
Source: RefSeq, a predicted model, not a curated record
AAGGAAAACAUUUUGACAGUACCUAAUGUCCUGACCAGCAUUCGAAUUGUAUUGGCACCUGUGAUUGGAUACCUAGUACUGGAAGAAAGCUAUGGAAUAGCAGUCACUCUGUUUGGUAUAGCAGGCAUCACAGACCUGCUUGAUGGAUAUAUUGCAAGAAAUUUCAAAGGCCAGACAUCAGCACUUGGAAGUUAUCUUGAUCCAUUGGCAGAUAAGCUCUUGGUCAGCAUCCUUACUAUUACACUAACUGUCAUGAAUCUGAUACCAGUUCCACUGACGGCAUUAAUUCUUGCUAGAGAUGCUAGCUUAAUUGCUGGUGGCUUCUACGUGAGAUAUGUAUCACUGCCACCUCCUAGGACUAUUGCUCGGUACUUUGAUGUGAGACAUGCAACUGCGCAGCUGCAGCCAACUCUGAUUAGUAAGGUUAACACCACAGUACAGCUAUCACUUGUUGUGUUCACACUGACUGCACCUGUGCUGGGAUAUAUUGAUCAUCCCUACCUACAGGCACUGUGGUAUUGCACUGCAGCAACUACUGUUCUCUCUGGCCUUAGCUACAUGGUUCAGAAAGACACAUUCAGAAUUCUAAGCCAGCAGCAACGCCAGAACAAGUGAUUGACAUCGGAGAACGUUACUGAAUGUAUAUUCAACCGUGCUUGCAUGCAAUUAUUACUUGUUAUCAUCACAUGCGAGUAAAGUGAUCGUCAGUGACUCUCUGGCAAGUGAUACAAAUUUAGUGGUAGCAGUUUUAGUGAUCGGUAGGUGCAGCUGGUAGUAAUAGUGAUUGAUUAUAUAUAUGCCAUCUUUGUGUCACCAGCUGUCAAUCCAGUCCAGUCAAAGUGCCAAAUGUAGUCCAUAUAGUGUAAGUCCAUAAUGUAGUCCAUAAUUAGAAUAAAAACAGGUUAGGAACUUCUAAACUCUAUACGCGACACAAAUCCAUUACAUACCGUCCUUACCUAGCUUAUGUUAAUUAUAGCUAGUAUAUUUAUAUUAUAGUUCUGCUGCUGUUUCGUAUGGUGAGUUUUUGAUCAGUUUAAAAACGAAUACCUUUACAAAAUUAACACCACCCACAUGGAGCUAUCGUUGACUAUAGGCCGGUCACAGAUUGGACAGUGUUGUGUCAGCGUAUGAUCAAAGCACUGGACGCUAACGAUUAAUUUGUGUUGAGAUGUAAGUUACUUAUAGGUAAGACUUUCGUUAUUACAAAUAUGUUGGAAGCAGUUUUAUUCUUUGAAGUAUUGUUUUUAGAUCGUGUACAUCUUGUACUAUCAUUGGUAGCAAAACCAAUGUGAAUUGCAAUAAAAUUGUGAACAAUUUUAAAUUGUUGACAAUAGUGAACUUUCUUUUUAUUUAAAAACUGUAACAAGAUGAGUAAUCAUGUCAUGUAUAUCGGAUGCUAACAGUACACACUGCUUGAUAUUCAUUGCAUAUGUUUGGUAAUAAAAUUGGCAUGAAAACAAAUGGAUGUUAAACAAUA